Molecule: messenger RNA, 1017 nt
Organism: Pieris macdunnoughi
Lineage: Eukaryota; Metazoa; Arthropoda; Insecta; Lepidoptera; Pieridae
Source: the annotation of a GenBank genome assembly
AUGGCGAAUCGUGGAGCUACGUCUAGACGUGUUCCUGAAACUGAAGCUGCAAUAAGUUAUGUACAAUGUGAUGGCUUGGCAGUAAUGAAAAUAGUGAAGCACUGCCAUGAAGAAUCAUGUAGUAACAUGGAUGUGGCCCAAGGGGCCUUGUUGGGACUUGUGGUUGAAAACCGUCUGGAGAUCACCAAUUGUUUCCCAUUUCCUAAACAUGAUGAUACCAUGGAUGAAGAGGAAUAUCAGCUUGAUAUGAUGAGGAGAUUGAGACGAGUGAAUGUUGAUCAUUUUCAUGUUGGAUGGUACCAAAGUGCUGAUGUUGGUAACUUUUUGAGUCAGUCUUUGCUAGAGUCUCAGUAUCACUACCAGACUUCUAUUGAGGAAAGUGUGGUUGUCAUAUAUGACACCAAAAAGUCUGCCCGAGGAUUCAUAACACUAAAGGCCUAUCGCCUUACUCCUCAGGCCAUUGCUAUGUACAAAGAGGGUGACUACACACCAGAGGCCCUUCGCAACUUGAAAAUUGGUUACGAGAACUUGUUUAUUGAAGUGCCUAUUGUGAUUCGUAACUCACCAUUAACUAACAUUAUGAUGUCGGAGUUAUCAGAGAUGAUUCCAGAAGAAGAAGGCUCAAGAUUCUUGGACUUAGGAACAGCUUCUGUACUCGAAGGGCAACUACGCAGCUUGAUGGAACGCGUCGAUGAGCUCAAUCAAGAGGCCAUUAAGUUCAACCGUUACCAACAUUUAGUUGUCCGUCAACAGCAAGACAAACACCGUUGGCUUCUAAAGAGGGCUCAAGAAAACGCUGCAAGGGCUGCUAAAGACGAAGCACCGCUACCAGAAGAAGAUGUUAAUAAACUCUUCAAACCGCUUCCUGUCCCACCAAGGCUCAACCCUAUGAUUGUUGCUGGUCAAAUCAAUACAUACAGCCAGCAUAUAAGCCAAUUCUGUUCACAAAGCCUGGCUAAGGUCUACUUGACCCAGGCGUUACAGAACGCAAAGGAGUCUAAACAAAACAGCACAUAA